AUGGCUAACGAUGGAAAUGGUACCGGGUCAUCAUCCAAUGGAGCCGAUCCAAUGGAACGGAUUGUGGAGAGAGCUAUUACCAGUUUCUUGCAAGCCUUGCAGAACAAUGGGUCACCAGAACAUCGAGAAAGGACAACUACGAUUAAACAAUUCCCAGACCUGAAUCCUUCCACGUUCACAGGAGGUUCAAAUCCGUUGAUAGCUGAAGCUUGGGUUAAAGAAAUGGAGAAAAAUUUUCGUGCCUUACCCUGCACAGAAGAACAGAAAGUAUCAUUCGCCACUUUCACCUUCAAGGAAGAUGCGCAAGAAUGGUGGCUUCUCACCUUAGAAAAAGAAGAGAUCGUGACUUGGGCGAGAUUCUUGGAGGUGUUCUAUGAAAAGUAUUUUCCAGAAUCACUACGGGAGCAGAAGGCAUCCGAGUUCCUACAUUUGAGGCAAGGAACAAUGUCGGUGGCGGAGUAUGAAAGUAAGUUCACACGACUAGCACGAUUUGCACCGUAUGUUAUUCCGACAGAAGCCCGAAAAGCAAGGAAAUUUAAAGCAGGAUUAGAUGUGGAAAUCAAAGAUAGGCUUGAGGUUCUAAAACUACCAACCUAUGCAAAGGUGGUGGAUUGA
Molecule: messenger RNA, 615 nt
Organism: Camellia sinensis
Lineage: Eukaryota; Viridiplantae; Streptophyta; Magnoliopsida; Ericales; Theaceae
Source: RefSeq, a predicted model, not a curated record